This is a messenger RNA of Capsicum annuum, 735 nucleotides long. RefSeq lists its product as uncharacterized. NCBI's taxonomy places the organism in Eukaryota, Viridiplantae, Streptophyta, Magnoliopsida, Solanales, Solanaceae. The transcript is spliced from 2 exons. The coding region runs from base 1 to 735 and encodes 244 amino acids. The record is from RefSeq and is a predicted model, not a curated record.
AUGGCAAAAUCAUAUUUGAAAACUGAAUUUCACAUGUUAAUGGAGAAAGUGGAGGCAGUUGAUGCUAGAGUGAAGUAUUACUUGGAAUUGGCUAAUUACGAUAAGUGGGCUAGAUCUUAUGUAUCCGUUCAUAGAGGAUGGACUUUGACUUCAAACAUUGCCGAGUUCAUUAAUGCUGCGCUGGUUUCAGCUAAAGAACUACCAAUCUAUGAUUUUUUGGAGGAAAUUAGAUUGAUGUUUGAAAGAUGGAACUGUGAAAAUAGACAGAGGCGUUGUAUACUUUUACGGAUCUUAUUGGUUAUACCUGCAUCAGAUUACAUCUAUACAGUCUACGACAAGGAGAAACAUUUUAUUGUUUGUCUUAAGGAAAAAAAAUGUUCUUGCAAUGCAUUUCAAUUGGAUGAGAUACCGUCUGUUCAUGCUUGUGCAGUUCUUGAUAGCAAGAAUUUCAAGAAGGGACCAUAUUGCUCUGAUCUAUACAAGUCAAAAAUCGUUUUGAGAACAUAUGAUCUUCCAAUUUAUCCUCUACCACACAAAGAUGACUGGGUGAUUCCGAAGAAAAUUAUUUAUGAGGUAGUUUUACCGCUGAAAUACAAGCGACCCCCUAGAAGACCUCCGAAGAAGGACCGUAGAAAAUUCGGACGAGAUAUGUUUGGAAAGAAGAGCAAAAAUUGUUGUAGUUCAUGUGGAUUAAAAGGUCACAAUAGGCGUUCAUGUAGGAAAUACAACAAAUGA